Molecule: messenger RNA, 675 nt
Organism: Lotus japonicus
Lineage: Eukaryota; Viridiplantae; Streptophyta; Magnoliopsida; Fabales; Fabaceae
Exons: 3
Coding region: 1-675 (224 amino acids)
Molecular function (GO): RNA binding
Source: RefSeq, a predicted model, not a curated record
AUGGCGGCUGGCGGCGUGACAACAUCUCCUGGGGUUCUGGACGAGCUCCACAGCAGCAAUCUGGACAACAUCAUUAUGGAGAUGCUCUCAUGGCGUGAUCAAAGGAAAGCAACAAGGGCUGCAAGACCUGGAGAUGUUUCUAAGUUAAGAAACAGAAAACAACAGGGUAAAAGAAUUCAGUCAAGAACCAGUGUGUCUCAAAGAUCCAAACAACACAAGGAGUCCUUUUCGGUGUUUGUAGAUGGAUUGGGAGAUAGGAUGACGCUUCAGAAAUUAAGAGCAAUUUUUGAGAAGGCAGGGAGGCUUCGGGAUGCGUUCAUUCAGCAUAAAAAAAGAUUUCAACGGCGUUCCCGAUUUGGAUUCUUGCGCUUUUCUAGUGAUGAAGAGGCAUGGAAGGCCAUUCGCAUGUUCCAUGGCUUGCGACUAGACAAUGAGGUGAUCUUGGAAUUUGAAAGUAAGGAAGAGAUGGAUGACAUAAUUGCAAAGUGUAGUUUCUUUUUGGAGCAGAAAUUAUAUGACGUCAAACCUUGCACUGUGCUUUCCUUUGGCGUGGCACAACUUGUCUGGAUUCGUCUAUGGCAGGUUCCGUUGGGUUUGUGGAAUGAAUCUUUAUUCACCUCUGUUGGAAAUAGGCUAGGGGCUUAUGUGUUGUCUGAUUCCGCAACCUUGUCGUGA